Molecule: messenger RNA, 2167 nt
Organism: Aphanomyces invadans
Lineage: Eukaryota; Oomycota; Saprolegniomycetes; Saprolegniales; Verrucalvaceae
Exons: 1
Coding region: 63-1862 (599 amino acids)
Source: RefSeq, a predicted model, not a curated record
UCGCGACAUUGCGUUCAGAACAUGCCGGGGCAAUUCUCAUUCCAGAACCCACCACCUCCGGUAUGAAGCCCUUCCUGAGUGCCGCGCUCGCCGCCGCCUUCAUCGCGGCAGUCGACGGCCUAAAGCUCACAGGAGUCUUGUACCAAAGGUACGAGAACGAUGAGUUACCGUUGGUGUUUUCGUCGUCGACGAACAACAACCUCCCUAUUUCGUACGCGCCUGGUGCGACUGCCGCACCAACCCCAGCUCCAUCGACUUCUGCGGCCGCACCAGCCACUACCUCGGUUUCUUCGUCUACCAACGCGCCCUCCAGCACCGGUGCAUCUUCUUCUACAUCGACUCCUGCGUCCACGUCUGCUCCUGUGUCCACGUCAGCUUCUGCGUCCACGUCAGCACCUGCACCCACGUCACCGUCCAGCAAUGGAAUUCAAAGUGAUGUCGCGACCAAGAAGCAGCCGGUCGAUCUGUUUGCGAUUCUGCGUCAACAAGCCAAGGAAGCGCAAGAUCAAAACGCCAACACUGGUACGGACAACUCGCUUCGCAACCUCGACGCAUUCGACACGAUCGUCGUGAUCGACGAUGACGCGCGACCGUCAACGGGUGGCGGCCGCCGUCUCGCGGAAAGCGACGCCGCCGCGGUGAGCCUCCUUAUGUGUAACGCCAAGGCGAACAGCAUUGUGUCAUACAAGUCGGCCAAGUCCCAAACCACGACCACCACCACAACUGAGAGCGGCUCCAAGAUCCCCGACGCCGAAGGCAAGUGCUACGACUACACAGUCAAGGUUGAAACCGUGUCGGUCACGGCGGGGUGCAACGAGCAGAACGUUGGCCCCAACGGCUGCGACAACAUCUAUUACCCUGGCUGUGGUGGGUUGAGUGUCGACCCCAAGACGAAGCAGGUAUUCGUGGCCCGCACCGGUGGUCGCACCAUUGGCCAGAUCAACUACGUCGGCCAAGAGGGCGGCGAAUGCAAUGGCCGUGUCCUCGACUGGCUCAUUCGGUACCGCGGUCGCAAGUUCAACGGUCCGACCGACAUCACGUUCACCCAGAACGGCAACCUGUACUUCACCGAUAGUCCGUUCGCCCUCGCGUCGUCAGCAGAAGAACUGCUUUCGACCAACUUGACCGUGCUCGACUCGAAGCGCGAACUACCGUUCAACGGCAUCUUCCUUCGAACGAGCUCGACGACCGAGAUUCUCGAUGCGAACUUGACCCGUCCUCGCGGCAUUGCGUUCUCGCCGGAAGAAGAUGUGCUGUACGCCAACAACGCCGACGCCCUCGCUCCGUACGUAAAGGCGUACAAACUGCUCCCCAAUGGUACCAUCGAGUGCGCGCGGCGCUUCUUCGAUUUCUCCAACAACACGUACAACGUCGACGGGACCUCGACGAUCGCGAAUGUUACAUGUCUUCGCAAAUUCCCUUCCUCGAUCAAGGUGGACGCCGAAGGGUUUGUGUACGUGGCGAUGUGCAACAACAUUUACGUCUUCGACGCCGCGGGUGUGCUGCUUGGUCGUUUGGAGGCGGAUGCAGAAGUCCACACCCUCACUUUUGGCAAGGGCAUCAUCUACGUGUCGUCGCAGAACAGCGUGUUCGCCCUUCGCGUGGAUCCGGAGUUCGACAACUCGCAAGCGACCGUCCCAAACACCCAGAAUUCGUGUGCUGCCCCCGCCACAUCGCUGUCGUCCAGCCAAUCCAAGUCGGCGUCCAGCAUGCCGUACGUCGGCGGUGCCCUUGCAGUCGCCGCUGUCGCAGCUCUCGCAAUCUUCGCCACCAAGAAGACGUUGAAGGAUUCGUCUUUACAUGGGUUUUCCACCAUGGUCGUCACCCCGCCUUCCUCGACCGUCAAGAGCCAUUGUUUCUAAACACGAUUGUCUCUUUCUGGACCAUGCUUUGUCGCGUUGCCCCAGCCACCCGUGUCGAACACACGCCACGACGUAGCAUCGACAGUCCCUUCGCAUGCGAGGAAACCAAAAGUUACGUUUGAUUCACAACGAAUGGGGCUCACAACGUGAUGCGCGCGCCUUCCAUGAACUCGGCCGAGUCACCAAAGCCGCCCUCAAGUGGACAGCACAGGCGACGGUGUCCGCGGAGGACUCCAAGAGUACGCCGCGCUUGGGAAAACGUGUCCCUGACUACGAAUGUGAUUUGCUACGGCGGGCAUUGGAGG